Messenger RNA from Tarenaya hassleriana, 1941 nucleotides. Its product is annotated as gamma-glutamyltranspeptidase 1-like. Gene Ontology annotation, molecular function: glutathione gamma-glutamate hydrolase. Lineage: Eukaryota; Viridiplantae; Streptophyta; Magnoliopsida; Brassicales; Cleomaceae. The record is from RefSeq and is a predicted model, not a curated record. The transcript has 8 exons. Gene Ontology annotation, biological process: glutathione catabolic process. Gene Ontology annotation, cellular component: plasma membrane. Bases 104 to 1846 code for a protein of 580 amino acids.
UUCCUACUCGUCACGAAGAGGUCACCAUCUUGAAUUUCAAAGAGAGAAAGGGGUAACGCGAACCCACAACGCCCUACGACGCCGUCUCAUCAUCUCUGACUCAAUGGCUCUGGUGAGGGCAGCGACCGUUCUCUUCCUCCUCCUACUUCUGCAUCCGAUCUCGGCUCUUCACGGUCCAAAGGGCGACAGCAAGAAUCGUAUCGUUAAGUACCGUGGGGCGGUCGCAACGGACGAUGGACGGUGUUCUGAGAUAGGGAUGAGAGUCCUCCGGUCCGGAGGGAACGCUAUUGACGCGUCCGUGGCUUCUGCUCUCUGCUUGGGGGUGGUUAGCCCAGCGUCCAGUGGCAUAGGCGGUGGUGCUUUUAUGGUAGUAAGGCUUGCUAAUGGUAAGGCUCUUGCCUAUGAUUCCAGAGAAACCGCUCCUCUCCUGGCCUCCGAGAAUAUGUACGCAGGUAACGAUACAUCGAAGACGAAAGGUGCCUUAUCAGUGGCUGUCCCUGGAGAAGUUGCAGGCCUAUUUGAAGCUUGGAAACGACACGGGAAGCUCCCGUGGAAACGAUUGGUGAGGCCAGCCGAGCAACUCGCUGGUCGAGGAUUCAGGAUUUCUCGGUACCUCUAUAUGCAGAUGGAUGCAACUAAAUCAGAUAUCUUGGCUGACAAGGGACUCUCCGAGAUAUUCGCAUCGAAUGGGGAUUUAAAGAAAGCCGGGGAGAUAGUCCGUAACCCGAGACUGGCUUUGACACUUCGACAAAUAGGUAACUAUGGUCCGAAGGCAUUUUAUAACGGGACGGUAGGGCUUAACCUGGUGAGGGAUAUUCGUAAGGCCGGCGGGAUAAUAACGAUGAAAGAUCUGAGGAGUUAUAGAGUUCAAGUGAAAGAACCGUUGUCUGGAGACAUUCUUGGUUACAAAUUGCUCACAAUGCCUCCACCGUCUUCUGGCGGUGCUGCAAUGAUGCUUAUUCUGAAUAUCCUCGCUCAAUAUGGGGUCCCGUCAGGUGUUUCGGGAUCUCUCGGGGUUCACCGAUUAGUAGAAGCUCUGAAACACGCGUUUGCGGUCAGAAUGAACCUCGGGGAUCCAGAUUUCGUCGAUGUUACAAAGGUUGUCUCGGAUAUGAUGUCACCGAAAUUUGCCCAGGAGUUGAAGAAAACCAUCAACGACAACAGAACCUUCGAUCCGAGUCACUAUGGCGGCAGGUGGAAUCAGAUCAACGAUCAUGGGACGAGCCAUCUAUCCAUAAUAGAUCAAGAGAGGAACGCGGUUUCGAUGACGAGUACUAUAAACAGAUACUUUGGUGCGGUUGUUCUUUCUCCGAGCACGGGAAUCGUCCUGAACGACGAAAUGGACGAUUUCUCCGUCCCGAGCAAAGUGAACAGCAAAGACGUGCCACCGCCCGCGCCUGCUAACUUCAUCCGGCCCGGGAAAAGACCCUUAUCCUCUAUGGCGCCCACCAUUGUUCUCAAGGAUAACAAGGUGAAAGCUGCAGUAGGUGCGAGUGGUGGAGCCAACAUCAUUGCCGGAACGACAGAGGUUUUCAUAAACCAUUUCUUCUUGAAGAUGGAUCCUCUCUCCUCUGUCUUGGCCCCGAGGAUCUACCACCAGCUGAUACCGAAUAACGUGUUCUACGAGAACUGGACGACGGCGUACAACGACCACUUCGAGGUUCCUAAAGACAUAAGAGAUGGGUUGAGGAAGAAGGGACAUGUCCUGCAGGAGAUCCCGGGAGGGACGAUUUCUCAGCUGGUGGUUCAAGAACUCGAUGGUUCCUCGGGAAAUUCACAUGGCGACGUUAGUGAGCUUGUCGCCGUCAGUGAUCCGAGAAAGGGAGGGUUUCCCGCUGGAUAUUGACAUGGUUUUUUUCUAUUCUUUCUUCUUUUGAUUCAGUUUCGGACAGAAGAUCUUGUUCCUGAUGAUCCCUCAAAAAAAAAAUAUUAUGUUUUUUU